This is a messenger RNA of Dichotomopilus funicola, 456 nucleotides long. RefSeq lists its product as uncharacterized. The transcript is spliced from 2 exons. The record is from RefSeq and is a predicted model, not a curated record. Lineage: Eukaryota; Fungi; Ascomycota; Sordariomycetes; Sordariales; Chaetomiaceae. The coding region runs from base 1 to 456 and encodes 151 amino acids.
AUGGCUACCCCAGCAGACGUCCAGCAAGCCACCCUCGCCCGCUUCCUGGCUGGUUGGAAGAAUUGGUCUGCCGCUGAAAUGGCCCAGGUCUGGUCCGACGACUACACCCAAGCCGCCUUGCCUUUCUCCUUGGGCCAUCCACCCCGGACCCGUGCGCAGGUCGAGGCAACUCUGCCACUCCUUCAGAAGGUCGUCACUGACUACGAGUUAAUCAUCCACAACCUUGUACAUGACACGACGCAGGGCAAAGCAGUCGUCUACGCCCUGUCAAAGGGAAAUACACCCUUCGGAGAGUGGAACAACGAAUAUGCCGUCUUCUUCACAUUUGAUGAGAGCAGAGAGCAUAUCGUCAAGAUCGAGGAGAUGGUGGACACAGCUUUUAUGAAGGAAUUCUUUCCCAAGUUUCAGAAUUUUGUACGCGAGCAGCAGCAGCAGCAGCAGCAGCAGGGCCAAUAA